GACUAGCAGGGUACAGACACUAUAUAUUGAUUUCUUCAAAGGUUGUUAGAUAAGAACAGUCGUCAUUACCAACGAGGACAGUUAGUAUAUUGAGGGGCUCUAGAGAUUUCAACUUAGUGAACAAAACAGAAUAUUCGUAAUAUUGGACGAUGAAAAUAGUUAACUUUUGCUACAUUUAAAACAUGUACUGGUAACUUGUUAUAAUAUUUAACAUGGCUGAACAGGGAGUGUGUAGUAUUUGCUUAAAUGAUUUUCACCAAGCGGUAAUGCUCAACUGUGAACAUUCGUUCUGUUUCAUCUGUUUAGAAGAUUAUGUGAACAAAAUCGCCACUAAUGACCACUUCCCGUGCCCUUUGUGUCGUGCCGAAUCUUCAUUACCAGAGGGUGGAGUGAAGGAACUGAAACCGAAAGUAAAUAAUAACAUUCCACAAUGUGACGUUUGUAUAAAUAGUUUAUCUAAAUUUAGUUGUAAAGAUUGUCAACAAUAUUUAUGUGACUCUUGUAAAACGAUGCAUGGUAAAUUAAAAGUCUGUAAAGAUCAUAUUGUCGUUAGAUACGAGGCAUCAAUGACUUCUAGAACAGAAUCAGGGGCAAAUAACUCUGUGACAGAAGACGUGACGACAUCUGAAUCCAGUCCACGUGAUGUCUGUUCAAAUCAUCGACAAUCGAGUGUAACAUUUUACUGUAAAGAUUGUUCGAUGGCCAUUUGUUGCUAUUGCUAUGUCAUUUAUCAUAAUGGACACCAAUUCUUAAAUUUACAUGAUGACAGAGUAAGAGAAGAAAUUAAAGGAGAAUUAAAAACAUUAAAUGAAGAAAUAAAAACCCACAUCGAUCAACUUGAAAACUUCAGUGAACGUUUAAACCUGAAGUACAGUGAAGUGAAUGAUUCGGUGAAGACGGAAUGUGACAAGAUUGAUGAACAGGUCGCUAAAAUUUGUAGAGAAGUGAGAGAACUUGGGGAGCGUAUGAAAAAACAAAUGAAAACAUCCUGUGGCGAAGAUAUAUGUGAUACUGUUGAUGGAAAACUCAGAAAAUUGAUGGAGGAUAUUAAAAGACAAACUGAAGAUUUAAAAGCUAGUGUUAAAUAUUCAGUGAAUGUUUUAGAAGAUUCGUCCAUUGUUCAAGUUUUACAAAGAUUCCCUAAAGUUAGACAGGAGAAAGAUGAAAAUUGUUGUAGAAAAUUGGAUAUACCUGAUGUACGAUGUUCAACAUUUCAAGUAGCAGAGAUAGAUAAAACUUUGUUAACUAAUCAACUUGGCAAAAUUGUAAGCUGUCAACCGAAUAUGAUUGAAGAUAUUUUUAAUGUGGAUACUAUGAGGAAUAAUGGUGUGUGUGAUGGUAAACAACAUGUAGUUUCAGGUUUUACAUGGUUGACACGUGUGUAUAAAACAUUAUCAUCAUUAGGUCGAUUUAAAUUAAUCCUGGAUGACGUAGAAGAUAAAAGUAUUACGUCAUGUAAAGUUGACAUCACAUAUAAAGUUAUAAAUAAAACAGAUGAUAGACAAUCUGUAGUUAAACAAUGUAAUGGGACUGUUGGACCUGGUUGGUCACUCUGUUAUACUGAUAUUAUUGACUUGAAGAGACUCAGUGAUCCUGUCAGUGGAUUUAUUGAUGACCAUAGAAACUUUACAGUUGAAGUAACAUAUAAUAUAAUAACUGAUAUUACAAGACGUGAAUAAUUAGACUACUGUUAUUCUGAUUAAAACUAAUAAUUGAACUUAUGUCUGAAUUAUCUUUAAAUAAUCUGAUUAUUAUGAUGUAACGUCCACUUCGGUGGAAGCGGAAGUUAAAUAAAGCUAUUUCACACAAAUAUGAUGUAAGGGAGAUAACCUAUUUUCUUCCGAACUUAACAUUUUCAAACGUUACUUAAUGACCUAUGAUAUGAAUGUUUUCAAUUUUUAUUGCACAUUAUAACGAAUGUUGAACCUGGUUGUUGAUGAAUGUGUUUUAUUGAUCGUAUUGACUGAUCAUAUUUCAAUAAUAAUAAUAACUGUCCGUCAUUCCUUGUGGAUAUGACAGAACGAUUUCUGAUAUGACCCUUAAUCAUGUGGCUCAUUGUGUAUGUUGACGAAUAUGUUGAGGCACUUUUACAGACAGAGAGGGAGAGGGUUAACGUCAACUCAACACAAACUAAGUCAUUUAGCGACUAACAUAUAGUGACCUCUUUUCAAUAAUUCACUUGCGUGUAGUGGUCUUUAGCAAUUUGAGGAAACAGGAGGAUCCACAAGGUUUGACAGGGUAACAUCUUCCAAUCACCUGUGAUAUUAAUGGACUAAUGAUAAUACAGUCAGUAUAACCACAGGGACCAUACCAACUCAUUCUAAUGAUUUCCAGGUAACAUAAUAAAAACAAUUUUAAUCAAUAAACUAGUAUGACCAUAUUUGUAGGUAUUUUAAUGUCUUGUCACAUACCAAUAAGUAAAGGGAUAGAAAGACAAUUUUCUGGAUAUUUCUGACUGGUAGAAAAAAUGUCAUUGGAAUUGAUAUUUCAACCAAUCAUGUACAAUCAUGUAGUGUAUCUAACAGAUAGGGAAGCUGGAGUUUGACUUAUUGAAUGCUUGACGAGGUGUCCUGUACAUGUCAGGCCUAAUGUCAAAACGAUUGUGAAUGAUAUUGAUUUAUAUCUCAGUUAUACAGUAUAUUUUCAAAUGGUAAAGGGUCGGGGGGAUGGUCGUGCACUUCAGAUCAUAAGGUCUUUCCCCCUGCACUUACUAUUGAGACAAGUGAUUUCGAUCCCAAGCUUGUAGGGAAACCUGCCGAACCUUGUGUUUUUUCUCUGGGUCUUCUAGUUUCUGCCUACUGUUAAAAACCCUUACACGUAAACAGAUUAAUGAAAUAAAAAUGUACUGUAAAUGUCAGUCCCGAAAUGACCUGACUUGUGUAGAGUGGUCGUAAACCCCAUUUCUUUAGCUCUCUAAUACUAAGUGCAGGAGAACCGAGCCACAGAAACCAAUAAAGACAAACCUGUGGACACAACACAUGGAUAUAAUACUAAGUACAGGAGAACGCACCACAAACAAACAGAAACCAAUAAAGACAAACCUGGGGACACAAGACACAGACAUAAUAGUAGGUGCAGGAGAACACACCACAAACAGAAACCAAUAAAGACAAACCCGUGGACACAACACACAGACAUAAUAGUAGGUGCAGGAGAACGCAUCACAAACAAACAAACUGAAACCAAUAAAGACAAACCUGUGGACACAAAACACAGACAUAAUAGUAGGUGCAGGAGAACGCAUCACAAACAAACAAACUGAAACCAAUAAAGACAAACCUGGGGACACAACACACAGACAUAAUAGUAGGUGCAGGAGAACGCAUCACAAACAAACAAACUGAAACCAAUAAAGACAAACCUGGGGACACAACACACAGACAUAAUAGUAGGUGCAGGAGAACGCAUCACAAACAAACAAACUGAAACCAAUAAAGACAAACCUGUGGACACAAAACACGGACAUAAUAGUAGGUGCAGGAGAACGCACCACACACAAACAGAAACCAGACAAUCCCAUGGACACAAGACACAGACACAGACAUAAUAGUAAGUGCAGGAUAACGCCAUUACACAUAAACAAACAGAAACCAAUAAAGACAAACCCGUGGACACAAGACACACAAUACACGGACAUAAUAGUAAGUGCAGAAGAACGCCAUUACACACAAAGAAAAUGAAAAGAUGUCAAUAUCUUUUAAUUUUGAUAUGUAUAUUUCAGUUGAAGAUCAUCAUCCAUUUCUUGCAACUAUUACUCCUGUCUGUUCAUAUUAAAAUACAAUGGCCGACUAAAGUUAUGUGGUUUGUUAGUAUGCUUGGUUUCGGAAGUUUUACUGCCAGUACAGUUAAAUUAAGAUGUCUGCUACCAAGAGGGAUGUAUGGAUAUUUUAUAGAAUGGGGUACAGCUAGUGGAAUACCUGCCUUCAUUAUCAUACCAGGUCUUAUUAUUAACCAAAGACGGCGAAAGACGUUUGUGAGUUUAGAAAUAGCCAAGUUUGAUGUAGAUCAGACAGUAAAGGAAAUCAUAACAUUACGAAGAUUUUUAUUCUUAAUUGCCGUUAUUUACUUCAUGCCAAUAACUUUAAGUGUCAUUCAUGCAUUUUCCUGUUAUUCUACAUUUGGAGAGGGAAUGAUAUUUAGAUUAAGUAGGAGAGAUGUAUUUCUGUAUGAUAAUAAUCAGGCUUGUGAUGAAAUCGUAUUUCAGGUGAUUCAUCUGUUGUUAAUCUUUCCUAUGAUGAUAUAUGUAGUUGUCCUACCAUUAUUCCUAAUACUGUUUACACUCAGACAGAGAAAAUGGGAUUUACUCGACAGAAAAGAAAGUUUCUAUGGGUUUGUGUAUGAAUCUUACACUAGAAGAUUGUGUUUUUGGGAAGCCAUACCGAUGUUGAGAAAACUAUUGGGAAUAUUGUUAACAGAUACUGUCCUUACACAUCCAUUUUAUCAGAUUUUUGGACAUCUAUGCUUAACUGGUUUCUAUCUGUUAUUAGUGAUAUUAUUUAGACCCUAUAGGAAUUUUUAUUGGAAAAACAGAUUUAUGAACAACCAUGUUAUUUUAGAUGUUGUAUGUAAUGUUGGUAUAGCAGUAUUACAAGGUGGUAGUUUAUUACUUGUAUUUGAUGUAUAUGAGGGAUUUAUAGACUAUUUAAUUAUUCUAACUAUAUGUAUUGUUAUUGUCUAUUGGAUCAUCUGUAUAUUCACCAGUCAGUUUGAAAAACAGAGACAUGUCGUAGUAGAGAUAACAAGAAGUGAUGCCAGUAUGAGUCAAGAUACAACUGAAGGUGACAGUGUGGAGAAUAUUCAGUUACAUCAGGUGGCUUCCAAAAAGAGUGUCAGUUUUACUGGAAAGAAUAAUAAAGUAGCCAACGGACCAGAUACUUUAGAGAUAACAAGAAGUGAUGCCAGUAUGAGUCAAGAUACAACUGAAGGUGACAGUGUGGAGAAUAUUCAGUUACAUCAGGUGGCUUCCAAGACGAGUGUCAGUUUUACUGGAAAGAAUAAUAAAGUAGCUAACGGACCAGAUACUUUAGAGAUAACAAGAAGUGAUGCCAGUAUGAGUCAAGAUACAGAGAAUGAUAUGUCUGAAGGUGACAGCGUGGAGAAUAUUCAGUUACAUCAGGUCGCUUCCAAGAAGAGUGUCAGUUUUAUUGGAAAGAAUAAUAAAGUAGCUAACGGACCAGAUACUUUUGAUUUCUAACUUGAUCUAAUGAAACAUGAAAUUGCUGAAAAUGAUGCAAAUAAUUUAAGAAGAAUAAUUGUCAUGUAUAUCAGUUAUAUCAUCAGAGAUAAAACCCUUGGAAGUCGCUCUUUUUAAUCCGACUGGGAGAUUAUCUACUGUUAAUAUUUUGAACUUGGUUUUCGCAAUAAAAUUAAAGAUACAUUGUGGAAGAUUAGAUAAUAGUAAAAAAUAUAGAUAUAUAUUUCACUUUGGACCGAGAAAACCUCAUUUUAAAAACACUGUAGCCUUGAUUGUCAUUGUUACCGCUAAUACGAUAAUGAAUAAAGUCACGAUUAUCCAUUUUUGCGGUUAAUCAUCAAUGGGCAUUAACAGCAGAUCGGAUUCAAAUCCAAUGAAAAUCGAACCGAUAAAUGUAUAAUUAAUAGUUUAUAUAACAUUAAAGGCCUAAAGAAAUACUUGCAAUAGGCAGAUUUAGCUCUUACAUAUGUUUAAUAAAGAGUAUAUUUUAGCUUUAAUGAUGCCAUGAACAAGCCUGUAAAGGCUAAGGCACCUGUGACAGACAAUGUCAGGCACAGAUUCAGGCUUUGUCAGACACAAAACCUCUGGUGCCUGUCAUUUUGUCCGGCACUGAUUUGUCUUUUUUAUUGAUAUUAUUAAUACAUGUCCGGCACUAAGUUGAAAAUAUCGGGUACUAUUACAUUAGUGCCCGAUAUUUUGUCAGGUACAUCUAGAACCGUUAUUUCCAGGCCUGGUCAUCAACAAUUAAGUUUAAUCAAUAUUUUAUUCAUUUGGAAAGAAUGUAACAACAGGCAAGUCCUAUAUAUGUUCUUUCCUAUAUUAAGAUUAAUAGUUUUUAAGCAUUUGUUUUAUUUGUUACCUUUAACUUUUAUUCAUGUAUGUAUAUUAUAUAAUGUUAACUGUUGAGAAUUGUUGUAUUUUAAUGUUUUAGUUUUAUAAUAAAUUGUUUUGUCAUA
Messenger RNA from Patella vulgata (common limpet), 6150 nucleotides. RefSeq lists its product as uncharacterized. The record is from RefSeq and is a predicted model, not a curated record. The transcript is spliced from 10 exons. Lineage: Eukaryota; Metazoa; Mollusca; Gastropoda; Patellidae. Bases 3677 to 5194 code for a protein of 505 amino acids.